CUUGGGUUUUAAUAUUGUUCAUUCCCUUGCAUUUAUUUUGGAUACAAAAUUGGCUGUAAUGCAAGGACAGAGGAGUGCCUUAGAUUCAUUUCCUGAAUCUCUAGAUCUUAACCAGGGAUCUGUUUCCGAUAAUACUGGAAUGGAUCAGUCGGCUGCUUGGAACAACAUGGAAAGCCAAUUGUCAAACUACAUGCUUCCUUCCGGUGAGGGGAAUUCUAGCAGUGUCAAUGCUAUCAGGCAUAAUUCUCAUAGUUUUAGCGGCUGGAACUUGGGUGAUUCUAGUUCUAGUUCAAAUCUACAAUACCAGAACUCAAAUGAUGGAUCAGGAAUGGAACAUGGCUGGUCAUAUUCGUUUAGUGCUCCUGCCGGGAUUGAUGCAAGAGUAGAAGAACAACGAUUUGAACCAACUAAUGCCCUUCUUCGUGAGAGUGGUAGUAGUAGCUUUGGUAGCAGGGUUGCUGGUAGAAAUUUAGGUAUGCAGAGGUCUGUUGCAAAUCAUAUUCCACUGAAUGCAAAUUUAAAUGCCGGGUACAUGGGCGACAUUGAUAAUGGUAGUUGGGAUAGGGCUUCUUCUGGCAAUGUGGGGACUUCUUCUGGAAAUUUUAACUUGAUGGAGAAUGAUGGUGGAUCAGGUUCUUUUUCAGGCAGCUGGGGAUUAUGCUGCAAGAGAAAGGCUCUUGAAGGUACUUCUGCACAGUUUUACUCUGGUGGGAGCUCAAGCUGCUUUCCACAGUCUGAGAACAUUGUACGACAAACUAUUCCUGGUCGUUAUAAUGCUUCUAGCAGUUUAAGUAUAUCUUCUCCACCGGUGACCUCGCUCAACAUUAGUAAUUUGGAACAGCUAGAUCCGGGAAUUGGAGUUGGGGCUAGAGGAGUAGCUUUUGAUGUUUUUCCUACCUCUAGUGUUACUGGAAUUGCAGAAAAUACCCGAAGAAAUUAUGGUGUUAGAGGGAAUCUGGGACAGCAGGAAUCUGCUCCAUUUGAUUUACCAUUUACAGGGACUGCCACCAGACGUUCGACCAUUUGCUCUUCCCACCAGCCAUCUAGACCCAUCACAUUUUCUGAUUCUCUGGAUUUGAGACCAACCACUUCAGUAGAUGAUCCACCAAACCAACCUCAUUUAAUGCAUGCCCAUGGUCUGCCAAGAAGUAUUACUCCCUUCCCUUGGAAUGGAGCUUCUAAUCUGAGAGCUCGAAGUUCACCAAGUUCUCUUAUGCUUUCGGGAGAGCGAGGUGGUGUAUCGCGAGAUGAAGCGAACUUGAGAAGCAACUUAAGAAACAAUGCAGCAGAGUACCCCAUGUUUGUUUCUUCAACUGAGACAAGGAAUUUGGUACAAGACCCUGCUAAUUGGAAUUUAACCGCAGGAAGUUCAAGCUCUGCUGGGGGUGUUCCUUCUGGUUCUCGACUUGGUCCUGGUUCUGGUAUCGACUGGUCCUGGUCCCCUCCUGUUCCUAAUGUUUGGAUUCCUCAUCACAACACCCCAACUCAAAAUCAUCAAAGAUCGUCAGAAGUUGCUCCUUGGACUCUGUUUACUUCUGUUGGAUCUGAGUCUGAAGGUCAGAGAGGUCAUUUUUCACUGUUGCCUUCAGGCUCCUCUUCUUCUUCAGACGAGACAGCAAUGCCAUCUGGACGUAGGAGCCGGGACCAUCGUCAACUGUAUCCAAGGUCAGCAUUACAGAUGGAGGAACCGGGUGAAGAUGUUGUUGGCCGGCGUGCCUUAGUUGCUGCUGCUGAGGGGAGACAAAGACUGGUAUCUGAG
Molecule: messenger RNA, 1759 nt
Organism: Ilex paraguariensis (yerba mate)
Lineage: Eukaryota; Viridiplantae; Streptophyta; Magnoliopsida; Aquifoliales; Aquifoliaceae
Source: the annotation of a GenBank genome assembly